AUGUCGACUCCAGUUAGCCCCGUGGAGCACAAGCUCCCCCAGCGGUCGGCUACUGUGUCCAGCGGCUUGACUCGUCGUACUUCUAUGAGUGAUGAUGAAGCUAUCCCGGAUACCGAUAGCAGCGAGACUACCAACCUCCUGAUCGAGCGUCUUCGUGCAUGGAAGCACAUGACUGGAAACUUGGAGGACUAUGUCACGACCACUGCCAAGAUUUCGAGGAAUCAGUCCAAGGACCAUGAGAAGAUUCUUAAGACGGUCAGCGAGCCAAUGAAGGAGGCCCAUCACUUCAGUGCGUCCGAGGGAGGUAUGGCUGGGCUAUUCCAGAACUUGCGUAACAAUUCCCAGGGAAUGGUGAACAUGUUCCUCGAUACCGAAAAGAACCUGAAAGGCAGCGUCCUCCCAACCCUCGAACGUCUCCACAAGGAAAUUAAAAACAAAUCCAAGGAACUGAAGAGCGGUGCAGCAAAGGGAGCCAAAGCCGUAGAGAAAGCCCGUCAAUUGACUCAAAAGCACAUCGAGCUCCUAGGCCAACACUCCGCCUCCCACGACUCCCACAUGAGCAGCAAGAUCGAGCCCCAGCACGAUCCCUACCUCCUCAAGCGUCAAAUCAACCACCGCCUCAACAAGCAGGUUGCCGAGGAAAACAACCACCGCAACGACAUCCUCACUGUCCAGAACUCCUUCCAGCAGUUCGAGGCCCACGUCUUACAAACCGUCCAAGCUGCACUGGAGCAAUUCUCCCAGAUCAUGGGCACCCAGCUGGACCUCCAGCGCGCCAUGUACGGCGACAUGCUCGGCGCUGCCCAGCGCAUCCCUCCCGAUUUCGAAUGGAUCAACUUCUGCGUUAGCAACGACGCCAAGCUCGUCAAUCCUGACUCCCCUCCCCGCGAGUUUGCCAACAUCUCCUUCCCCAACCAAGACCACCGCUCUACCCAGCCCCUCCUCGAGGGCUCCCUGGAGCGUCGCUCCCGCGCUGGUGUCCUGAAGGGCUUCAGCUCAGGAUACUACGUUAUCAGCCCCGCAGGUUAUCUGCACGAGUACAAGGACGACGACGACUUCCGUAAAGAUCCCUCCCCCGAGCUGUCUCUGUAUCUGCCCGACUGCACCGUUGGUUCCAUCGACGGCGUCAAGUUCAGCGUUAAGGGCAAGGAUGUCUCGAACGGAAAGGUGGGCAAUGCCUUCCACACUGCUACCGAGCUGAACUUUAAGGCUUCUACCGCUUCCAACGCUGAGAAGUGGUGGUCCGUUAUUAAGGAGUCCGGUCGCUCUGCGUCCGUUUCUACUCCUAGCAGUGCCGUUGCUACUGCUCCUCCUGCCUCUACGCUUGCCUCGCCUACUUCGCCUGCUGAAUCUCCAAGCCCGGUUGGUAGUAUCAAAGGUAAGAAGGAGAACCACCCACCUACAUACUCUGAGGAGAAGGAUGCGGCGAAGGAUACAAAGGAUGCCACGUCCCCUGCUGGCGCGGACCCCGCAGCGAAGCCUCUUAGCCGCACUGCCAGCUCUGGGAGCUACUUUACCGGUCCUGGUGGCACUGCUGCUGGAGAGAAAUCUUAG
This is a messenger RNA of Penicillium angulare, 1554 nucleotides long. Its product is annotated as PH domain protein. The transcript has 4 exons. The coding region runs from base 1 to 1554 and encodes 517 amino acids. Lineage: Eukaryota; Fungi; Ascomycota; Eurotiomycetes; Eurotiales; Aspergillaceae. The record is from RefSeq and is a predicted model, not a curated record.